Messenger RNA from Ceutorhynchus assimilis (cabbage seed weevil), 3015 nucleotides. NCBI's taxonomy places the organism in Eukaryota, Metazoa, Arthropoda, Insecta, Coleoptera, Curculionidae. The record is from the annotation of a GenBank genome assembly.
AUGCCGCGUGCCAGAAGAUCUAAUCUUUCACGACUAAGCCGAAAUACAAUUAGAUGUCGAAAUACUAAAAAUCAAUCUACUGCACGUCAACAAGAGGUAGCACGAGAAGAACAAAGAGAGGCAAGACGUCAAACAGAAGGGGUGGCACUGAGAAACCGCCGAGCUCAACAAACAGAUCUUCGACGCCCAAGUAGAAAUGCUCCAAGUGUUGAUUUGGAUCGAGCAGCCAUUCAAUAUUGUUGUUCAAUUGACUACAGCACACAUCCUUUAGUUCAAAUUGGCCCAAUGGAGGCUGUAUGCGGCCACUGCGGUGCAUUGAAGUUCGCUGGAGAAUCGCCUGGAUUGUGCUGUCUCGGUGGAAAGGUGAAAUUGUCAUUAUUGCCUCCAGCACCUGAUCUAUUGAAUUCAUUGCUUCGUGGUGAAACACCAGAAUCACGCCAUUUUUUAUCGAACAUUCAAAGAUACAACACAUGUUUCCAAAUGACUUCAUUUGGAGCAGACAUUAUCGUAGAACGCGGAUUCAAUCCAACAUUCAAGAUUCAAGGCCAAAUUCACCAUCGAAUUGGAUCAUUGCAACCGCUUGAAGACGCAGGCCAUAAAUUCCUCCAAAUUUACUUUAUGAAAAAUAUGGAGGAACAACUUGAUCGGCGUCAAACGAUCAAUAAAACAAUGAAUCGAGAAAUUCUUCAAGAUCUGCAGCAACUACUUCAUGAACAUCAUGCAUUGGUUCGAUUGUUCCAAACUGCAUUGGAUCGCAUGCCAAGUGAUGACUAUAAAGUCGUGAUCAGAGCGGAUAAACGACCAGCUGGUUCUCACGAACGCCAAUUCAACGCUCCAACAAUAGAUGAAGUCGCAAUUGUCAUUGUUGGUGAAAACGUGAAAACACGCGAUAUUGUGCUUACAUGUCGCGACACUGGACAACUGCAACGAAUAUGCGAAACUCACCGUUCAUACGAUGCAUUGCAGUAUCCGCUGAUGUUUUGGCAAGGAGACGAUGGAUAUCACUUCAAUAUCAAAAUGGUGAACGGUGAGGAAACUAUCAAGAAGGUUAGCUCGAUGAACUAUUACGCAUAUCGUUUGAUGAUUCGUCAUAAUACUGACAAUUAUCUACUGCGAUUUCGGAGAUUAUUUCAGCAAUAUUGCGUCGACAUGUACGUCAAAAUCGAAACAGAGCGCCUCAAUUUCAUUCGGUUGAACCAAGCCAAACUGCGUUCGGAGGAGUAUAUUCAUUUACGCGAUGCAAUCAGCACUGAAGGAGAUGUAAAUAAUGUUGGUCGAUUAACAAUUCUACCAGCGACGUACAUUGGCAGUCCACGUCUUAUGCAUGAAUAUGCGCAAGAUGCAAUGACAUAUGUUCGUCAUUACGGUCGUCCAGAUCUAUUCAUCACUUUUACGUGCAAUCCGAAAUGGAUAGAAAUUGUUCAACUGCUGCUUCCCGGGCAAACCUCAAGUGAUCGGCACGACAUCACGGCACGUGUCUUCAAACAAAAAAUCCUGUCGCUGAUGAACUGCAUUGUUAAGUAUCGCGUUUUUGGGGCUACUCGAUGCUGGAUGUAUUCGAUUGAAUGGCAGAAACGUGGUUUGCCGCAUGCUCACAUUCUUAUUUGGUUAAUCGAAAAGAUUCGACCAGACCAAAUAGAUGACAUCAUAUGUGCCGAGAUCCCAGAUCCUGAAACCGAUCCAGACCUUCAUGAUGUUGUGACUACGAACAUGAUUCAUGGAACGUGUGGCGCUAUCAACCCCCAAUCACCGUGCAUGGUCGACGGCAAGUGUUCCAAGCGUUAUCCACGAAAUUUGACGGUAGAGACUAUCACUGGCAAUGAUGGUUAUCCACUGUAUCGGCGUCGAUCACCCAAUGAUAACGGUAGAAAUAUCAUAACGAGAGUGAAAGGAAAUGAUUUCGUUGUCGACAAUGCUUGGAUUGUUCCGUAUUCGCCACUUCUUUCCAAAACAUUCAAGACGCAUUGCAACGUGGAGUAUUGUAAAUCAGUGAAGUCUAUCAAAUACAUAUGCAAAUAUGUCACGAAAGGUAGCGAUAUGGCGGUUUUUGGCGUUAAAACUCCAAAUGCCAACAAUGAAAUCACUAACUAUCAAAUUGGUCGAUAUGUGAGCUGCAAUGAAGCGAUUUGGCGUAUUUUCUCAUGCUCCAUUCAUGAGCGUCAUCCCGCUGUUGUACAUCUGGAGAAUGGUCAACGAGUUUAUUUCAACGCAUCAAAUGUUGCUCAACGUGCUGAAACACCUCCAGCAACAACAUUGACAAGUUUUUUCUCGAUUUGCCAAAGCGAUCUCUUUGCCCAAACGUUACUCUACUCUGACAUGCCAAAAUAUUACACUUGGAAUGUUUCAUCUAAGAGAUUUCAACGUCGGAAGCAAGGCGAUGCAGUUCCUGAUCACCCGGAUGUGCGUUCUACUGAUGUUCUUGGUCGAAUUUACACAGUUCAUCCGAAAAAUGACGAAUGCUUCUACUUGCGGCUGUUGUUGAAGGAAGUAUACGACGGUUUAAUGAAGGCAAUUGAUGAUGGAAAUGGUGGCUUAUUUUUCCUCGAUGCGCCUGGUGGAACUGGCAAAACAUUCCUCAUGUCAUUGAUUUUGGCCACUGUUCGUGCAAGAUCCGAAAUUGCUGUAGCAGUUGCUUCUUCUGGGAUAGCGGCCACGUUGCUAGAAGGAUGCCGAACGGCUCAUUCAACGUUGAAAUUGCCAUUAAACCUUCAAGUGACCGAAGAGCCGACAUGCAACAUUGCGAAACAGUCAGCAAUGGCCAAAGUUCUGAUAGCAAGUAAAAUCAUCAUAUGGGAUGAAUGCACAAUGGCACACAAACGCGCAUUGGAAGUACUCAAUCGAACUAUGAAAGAUCUGCGCAACGACACGAGAUGUUUUGGAGGCGCCAUGAUUCUACUGUCGGGUGAUUUCCGCCAGACAUUACCAGUCAUUCCAAGAUCGACAGUUGCCGAUGAAAUAAACGCUUGCCUCAAAUCAUCGACUCUGUGGCGCUUUGUGAAGAAACUAUCCAACUGA